UUUACAUUUUCAAGCGUUCAAGCAAAUAUUUUCCAUUCCAAAUUAACCAAAAGUCCAUCUUCCCCAACUUCUGAAAUUCUACAUUUCUUGUGCUUAACAUCUGUUUUAGUAAAUGGCUUCCAUAGUACGUAAAAUAAGUCUAGUCCUUGUUCUUGUAGUCAUGCUUUCCGAUGACACGAAAGCUCAAUCGGGCUGCACUACGGCCAUUGUGGGCUUAUCCCCGUGUCUCAACUACGUUAUUGGGAAUUCAUCAACGCCAUCCUCGUCGUGUUGCUCCCAGCUUUCAGGUGUAGUAAAGUCGCAGCCGCAGUGUCUUUGCUCAUUGUUGAACGGUGGUGCCGCUUCCUCAUUUGGCAUCACGAUAAAUCAAACUCUAGCACUUGCAUUACCCAAAGUUUGCAAUGUACAAACACCUCCGGUUAGCCGGUGCAAUGAUGUAAAUGGAGGAACAAAUUCUGCAGCUACCCCGGUUAGCUCUCCCGCUGAAUCUCCUGCAGAAUCCGUCGAUGAGACUCCUGAUGUUCCGACCUUGCCAUCAGAUUCAGAUAUUCCAUCAGGGACAGGAUCUAAAACAGUUCCAAAAACGGACGGCGCCUCUGUUGGAGGAAGCAACAUAAAUACGCCAUUCAAUUUUGUCGGCAUCCUUCUUUUCGUUGUAUUAUGUGCUCUGUCUUCCACCGGAUUCUGAGAUUAGACGACAGUUUAAGGGGUUCUUAUGCGGUUAAAUUCGUGCACUUUUUCCAUUUGGAGGAAAGGGGUUGUACUAAUGUCAUCAAUAUAUCCAUUUUCUAUUCCUUGUUCUAUGUUCAUUAUAAGAAUUCUGUACCAGUUAUAAUCCAA
Olea europaea var. sylvestris is the source of this 840-nucleotide messenger RNA. RefSeq names its product non-specific lipid-transfer protein-like protein At2g13820. The record is from RefSeq and is a predicted model, not a curated record. Gene Ontology annotation, molecular function: lipid binding. Bases 113 to 688 code for a protein of 191 amino acids. NCBI's taxonomy places the organism in Eukaryota, Viridiplantae, Streptophyta, Magnoliopsida, Lamiales, Oleaceae. The transcript has 3 exons. Gene Ontology annotation, biological process: lipid transport.